ACGCUACUCAAUUGUAUCGACCUGCAAAUUGUGUUAUUUUGUAUUUUGAGAAAAAUGAGUCGUUCAAUUUUUCUCUUAUUACUUUUGACUAUAAACUACAUUCGAUGUGAUUACCGCGUCAAUACAACUGAGAAAAACGAAGAAGCGAUACAUCAGGAGCAGGACAUCGUAAGAAUCGACUUUUAUUACGAAAGUCUUUGCCCACGCAGCAUUUCCACUUACAGAACAGAAUUCUUACCUGUUGUACAGAAUUUGAAUAACUAUAUAGAUGUUCAUACUUAUCCCUUUGGAGGAUCAAAGAUUCUCAACAAGAACGGAAGACACUUAAUCAAAUGUCACCAUGGACAUCAGGAAUGCAUUGGAAAUGCUCGCCACGCGUGUGCCAUCGAUGUUCUGAAAAAUACAACUGACUACGUAAAAUUCAAUGCUUGUUUAAUGAAGGAACGCAAUAGAUCUGUUGAGCAAUGCGGACGAUUACUUGAAAUAGACGUUGAAGCCAUCGCAAAUUGCUUCAAAAGUGAACGUGCCAUGGAUUUGCUCAAACAUUAUGAAGAAGAAACGAAGAAACAACACCUACGCUACGUGCCUUACCUUCUCAUCAAUAGCGGAAACUUGAAAAACACUGAUGGCCUUAUGAAUGCAGUUUGUGACGCAUUCAAGAAACGACCAAAUGAAUGCGACAACUAACACAUACCUAAAUCGAACAUAUUUUCACAACCAUGUUACUUGCAUUCAGAGCUGUUGUAAUUACC
Hyposmocoma kahamanoa is the source of this 752-nucleotide messenger RNA. RefSeq names its product GILT-like protein 2. The record is from RefSeq and is a predicted model, not a curated record. The transcript has 5 exons. Lineage: Eukaryota; Metazoa; Arthropoda; Insecta; Lepidoptera; Cosmopterigidae. The coding region runs from base 55 to 687 and encodes 210 amino acids. Gene Ontology annotation, molecular function: oxidoreductase activity, acting on a sulfur group of donors, disulfide as acceptor.